GUACAUAUAUAGUUUAUUUUAAUUAUUGGCGAACUACUAUUUUGUCACAUAUAUUUUCAGUUAUUGACCUUUACUUUAGCCCGGUUGCUUUCAACACAUUAUAAAAAGAUCUCAAUCUGCACCAUUCAUCUGUACUUCAGUUGUCACUCAUAAAAAAAAAAUAAAAAUUAUGGGUUCCAAAACAGAAGUGAAGCUUCCCGUCAUAGAUUUUUCCGAGGAGGCAGUAAAUCCAGGCACAAAUUCUUGGUUCUCAGCUUGCAAGGAAAUCAAAGAUGCUUUUGAAGAUCACACUAGUUUCAUCAUUCACUAUCCAACCAUCAAAAAAGAGGUAAAUGAUGCCAUAUUUCUUGCUUCUGAGGAGUUAUUUGAUCUCCCAAUUGAGAGGAAAUUGAAAAAUAAAUCCAACCCAGAUAAGUUAUUUGGGUACAUAGGCCAAAUACCUCAGAAUCCAACUUUUGAAGGCAUGGUCAUUGAAGAUGCAACAAGUCAAGAAAGUUUAGACAAGUUCACAAAUCUCAUGUGGCCGUCUGGAAAUGAUCGUUUCUGUGAGAUUGUUGAAUCAUACACCAAGGAAGUAUCAAAACUAGAAAAAAUGGUGAUGAGGAUGAUUUUUGAAAGCUUUGGUGUGAAGGAAUUUCAUGUACAAUACUACGAAUCGUGUUCUAAUUUCCUUGCAUUGAAUAAACAUAGACCCCCACAGUUGAAUGAGGAGCUUGGAGGUGUUCAAGAACACACUGAUCCAACUUUCAUAACACUUAUUCAGCAGAAUCAAAUCUCAGGUUUAGAGGUUAAAUCAAAGGAUGGGAGCUGGAUUUCUGUUGAUUUACCUCCAUCUUCUUUCCUUGUCAUGGCUGGUGAUGCAUUACUGGUAUAUGCUUUUUGUGGGUUAUUUUUUGCUCAAGUGUUUUUUGGUUUGUUAAAUUUUGGUACUAAAUAAAUAUUAUGUUCAAAUCUAACAUGUGGGGAAAAAAAAAUAUUAGGCAUUAUCAUUACUGUGCAAAAUUUUUACUCUACUCGUCCCACAAGGAUGAGGGCUAAGAUCAACCUAAAAAAAGAUUAUUGAGAGAAAAUUUAUUAACUUAUACCCCAGUCUUUAACAAAUUUUUCAUUUUCACAGUGUCUAAAAAUAACUGUCUACUUUUGUAAAUACAUAGCUUCUGAAAAUUUGUGAUAAGCAAAGAUUAUUGAGAGAAACUUAUUUAUUAAACAUAUAGUUACAUUUUCGUAAUGAUGCUACAAAAUGCAUUAUUAGUAAUUGUCUUUGAAAAUACUAUUUCCGUCCCAAAAAAAUAGUCCACAUUGAGUUUUUAAAUUUGUACUAAAAACAGUACAAAACUCAAAACUCAAUGUGGAUUAUUUUUGUGGAAUGGAGAGAGUAAAAUUUUUCCACAAAUAAGACCCUUUUUAUAGGGAUUAACUAUUUUGCAAGACAUUAUAAUAUUAAUUAUCUCUAUCUUAUAUUAUGAUAUGCAUGCUAUUAAUCCAAAUCUUCUGCUUGACUUUAAGCAGGCAUGGAGCAAUGGCAGAGUCCAUUCUACUGUGCAUAGGGUCAGAAGGAAUUCUAGAGAAACUAUAAGAUUGUCAAUUGCUCUAGCUUCAUAUUACAAUGGGAUGAUUCGAAUACCUGAAGAACUUGUUGACGAAGAGCAUCCUUUGAAGUUUAAACCAUUCAACCACUUGGAAUUCAUUCAUUUCACUUUCACGGGCUCUUCUUACAAGGAUAAAAGAAAAAUGAUUGCCUAUUGUGGAAUUUAAGAUUCCAUUGAUAUUUUGUUCUAAGAAAAAUGUCAUGUUUCAAAACUUCUCUUAUUUUUAAAAAUUCUGUUGUUCCUUUCCUUUCCAAUUUUUACUUUGAUACAAUAUAUGUCGUCUUAUAUUAGUAGUCUACCCUGUUGAACUAAAUGUACUAAUGUGAACUAAACCUAUAUAUGAAAUAGCCAAUUGCAUUUAGAAUUUUAUUUGUCUCUCUUGCCACAAAGUACAAUCAAACACUCCAAAAACCCCAAAGUAGGC
Messenger RNA from Oldenlandia corymbosa var. corymbosa, 2013 nucleotides. The record is from the annotation of a GenBank genome assembly. Lineage: Eukaryota; Viridiplantae; Streptophyta; Magnoliopsida; Gentianales; Rubiaceae.